CACACACUCGCCCUUCCCUGUAGGCUACAGAACACCUGUGAAGCUACACCAACUCCAGCAUAGACACAUUGACGUGUGAGGCUCAGAGCCCACCUGGAGUGUGUUCUAUUGGAUAGACCUGAAACACAGGGGAGGGAGGUGCUGGGAUUGUCCUGGGUUGGUCGUACACACACACAGGAGGGGUGUUCUUUUCUUCACCAGUCACUGCCACAAGGAUCCAUGGUCUCUCUGAGGAGGGGAACUGUCUGCACUCAUGGAGAAACAAGGAGGAAAUGGAUGUAAACGUCAAGUUGUGGUCGAGAGCCCUGUACGACCACUGCGGUUUCUGGUGCGGCCGUGUUUCAUCUUCCUCCUCUUCCUGUCCACGGUCAUCGUGAUCAUCCUCUUAGGUUUUCCUGACAGAUUCUCCCAGACAGACUGGUGGAAAAACCUAUCACUGUACACAUACUACCAUAGAUGGACCAACCCCGACCGCCACCGUGGACCAUCCCCAACCACCAUUCCCCCAACCACAGUACCAGCCCCAACCUCAACCACCAUACGCCCGCUACCAACCAAUCACAACCACUUGGGCUACCCUCGUAACUACCACUUCAUCGUAGACGAACCGGACAAGUGUAAUACCCAGACCCCGUUCCUGGUGCUGAUAGUCCCCGUGGCGCCCGGUAACCUGGCCGCCAGGGACGCCAUCCGCAGGACGUGGGGUAAUGAGACCCUGGUGCAGGGGAAGAAGGUACAGACGCUAUUCAUGCUAGGACUUCCUGGAGGACCAGUUGCCCAGGAGCUGCAGGAGAAGGUGAACCAGGAGAGCCAAGUGCAUCAUGAUCUACUCCAGAGCAACUUCCUGGACUCUUACCUCAACCUCACCAUUAAGACCAUGGUGAUUAUGGACUGGCUGGCCACCCACUGCACCAAUGCCACCUACGCCAUGAAGAUUGACUCAGACAUGUUCCUCAACGUAGAGAACCUGAUGACUAUGUUGCUGAGACCGGACGUCCCCGAGGUGAACUACCUGACAGGGAUGCUGAUGUGGAAUCGACCGGUCAUCCGGAACCCCAACUCUAAAUGGUAUGUUCCGGUGGAGAUGUUAGCCGACGACCGAUACCCGACCUACACACUUGGUAUGGGAUACGUGUUCUCCAACGACCUGCCGGAGAGGUUCGUGGCGGUAUCCAAGGACAUCAAGCUUUUUAAUAUAGAAGACGCCUAUGUUGGCGCCUGUAUGAAGAAACUGGGCCUCUCGCCCACAAACUCACCAGAUCCUUGGCAAUGGAAGGCCUAUCUCGGCAAGUACAAUCGCUGUGAAUUUUCCAAAGUCAUCACCUAUAUUUUGAGCCGCUCGUCCCAGAUAGUGGAAUACUGGAUGGACCUGAAGAAGACACCUGGUUCACCCUGUCACUGACCUAGUGUCCAUUUGGUAUUUUUCAUCCUAAUGGUCGAGUCUAAGUCUUUAGGUAGCCAAACAUAUAUAUAUACAUGUAUAUAUCGAUGAAAGAAACACAGCUGUAGCUCUGCCACCUUCCACCUCAGAUGUGGAAGGCUGACAUCGGCGCAUGUGGUGGAUUGAGAUGCAGCCCAUGCAAUAAAACAGAUAUCUCUAGCUUAAACAGACCGUUUCUGAUGGGAAUUUUUAUGUUACGCUUAUUCAAUUUCCGCACGGACAUUGACUCUGGUACUAGUACUAAGUUUCAGGGACUCUAUCAGUGUCCGAGGGGCAGGUAGCUGAGUGGAUAGUGUUGUGCCAGUAACUGAAAGGUUGCUAGUUCAAAUCCCCUAACAGACAAGGUGAAAAAUAUCUGUCGAUGUGCCCUUGAGCAAGGCACUUAACCCUAAUUUCUUCAAUGUUGAUAAUGACUGACCUUGGCUGUAACCCCAUUCUUGGGGGGAGUUGAGAUAUGCAAAAAAAAAAAAAAAAAAUCAAACGUGUAUAAAACACACUUUUAGAUGUGUGAAUCAGGACAAAUAUAAGCACCCACUGGCACCUGGGGCACCCUGUUAGGACUCAAUUACCCAUAAUGACAUUGGGUAGGGUAGGAAAUAAAGAUGGGUGGUGGUGGGGUUGGUCGGGAUGAUGAAGUUAGGUCAUUGAGUAGUUCUGAACUUGUAAUGACUGUCGGAAUGUGAUAUCUUACUUUCAAAGUCUUAAUUUACAAUGGUGGAACAUACUUUGCAAAGGGAUCUUUUGUGAUUUUGUGAUCCCGAAUCUCAGGAAUCCAAACAAAUCCAGACAGAUAGGAGGAUGGGAUCAGCACCUGUCUAGUCUCUUGUGAUAGAUUAACACUUUCACAGGCCAAAACUCACACAAGAUUUGUCUCUGUUCACACAAGAUUUGUCUCUGUUCACACAAGAUUUGUCUCUGUUCACACAAGAUUUGUCUCUGUUCACACAAGAUUUGUCUCUGUUCACACAAGAUUUGUCUCUGUUCACACAAGAUUUGUCUCUGCCCACACGAGAUUUGUCUCUGUGUUACAUGAUCAUCUGUCUGCCAAAUUCCAUGGUGUUGUGACACCAUUCGGGAGACGGUGUUCUAGAAACCAGUUGGGUAACCUGUAAGAAACACAAAAGCCAUCCAUUAUGAAUGAUUCAGUCUCUAACUCUCAAAAACAAUUGAAAGGAAGAUUAUUCUGUACAUAAAAAAAAUGGUUUUGUCAAGAUGUAUUUGCUUAGUGAAUUAACAGUAGCCCGUAGGCCUAGACCUUGCCCAAACCAAGUAGACCGAUAUAACAGUAUCAAAUAUUUAACAGCAUAAGAUAUUUAUUUUACUGGGUGAGUUCUUUUUCAAUUCAGUGACAUCUACAUGAAUAAUUAAGUUACAUAUAUUGUUCAACAAAGCCUCUUUUUAUAUCGCCAUCGGUAUAUUAAGUCACACAUUAUGUUACACAAAGCUUCUCUCAUCCUGUUUGCUUAGCAUGACACUGUUCAAAUGCUGUUUGACUUCUAUGUACGUAUUGCACAAUUAAUUUAUUUGCAGAACAGUUGACUAAAACCUGGACAAGAAUAAGGUGUGUUCCAUUGUCAACGAAAGGAGUUCUGUUCUGUUGUCAACUUCCACAACGAAAGGAGUUCUGUUCUGCUGUCAACUUCCACAAUGAAAGGAGUUCUGUUCUGCUGUCAACUUCCACAAUGAAAGGCGGAGUCCAUUAUUCUCAAUGUCUGAUGACUGGUGUAACAAAAUAAGAUGAUAUGAGUAAUGACAUUAGGAAGGUAAUGCAGAAGGCUGCAGCCCUGGAAAGCUAUGAAUCACAGGAGGCUUGUGAGGGGAGGAUGGCUCAUAAUAAUGGCUGGAAUGAAGGGAAUUGUAUCAACCACAUGGAAAAAAUGAGUUUGAUACCAUUCCAUUUAUUCCGUUCCAGCCAUAUGAGCCUGUCCUCCCCGAUUUAAGUGCAACCAGCCACCUGUGCUAUGAAUAUGAUGUGGCAUGUGUGUCUAUGUUCUUUGUUAAGGACAUCAUCGUUGUGACAAUAUGAACAAUGAUGAUAUCAUACAUUUAAAGUUCUUUGAGAUUAUUUGUGUUAUGAAAAGCACAAUAAAAGUUCAAUAAAUUAUUUGUAUUAUUACUAUCAUAAUCAUUGACAUGGUGAAUGCAUUGCAGUUGACAACAGGGAUCUUUAAAAAAAGAGAGACAGGGUUUAACUGUCAGAGAUUUGUCUCGUAGAAGAAAGGCUCUGUCGAAAUGUUGACAAUAAAGGCUACUUAAUACUCUGUU
Molecule: messenger RNA, 3706 nt
Organism: Oncorhynchus nerka (sockeye salmon)
Lineage: Eukaryota; Metazoa; Chordata; Actinopteri; Salmoniformes; Salmonidae
Product: beta-1,3-galactosyltransferase 2-like
Exons: 4
Coding region: 254-1402 (382 amino acids)
Cellular component (GO): Golgi membrane
Molecular function (GO): N-acetyl-beta-D-glucosaminide beta-(1,3)-galactosyltransferase activity
Source: RefSeq, a predicted model, not a curated record